GUGGUCGAAGCACAGCAGUCUGCCGUCAGUAAUCUACCAGCCGGGAAAAAUCUCAUAGUCGCAUUGCGGCAUCUCCGUAAUGCACAGACGACUCGGACGUUCUGGAUAGACGCACUUUCCAUCAACCAAAAGGACGAAAUCGAGAAACAAAGUCAAAUUCGUCGAAUGCGAGACAUCUACAGGUCUGCUUACCAGGUGAUAGCCUGGCUCGGCCCAGAAGCGGACUCGAGCGGUCAUGCGAUCCAAACAUUAAAUUACAUCGGAGGCCAAGUCGAAUAUCUAGAAGGUGGCCACCUGUGCCCUUCGCCAGACGCCGUCGAGGAGAACUGGCACGACCCCGGAACCGAGCUUCCCUACGAGUCUCAGACUUGGGAUGCCGUCCACUCACUAUUUUGCCGUGGCUGGUUCGACCGAGUGUGGGUUAUCCAGGAAAUACUACUUGCUGACUCGCGGGCUCUGGUGCAGUGUGGAUAUUGCGCUAUCCCAUUCACAAUAUUUCGACGUGCCGCCACAUGCAUCAAAGAAAAUCAUCACGCAUCAAAGCUGGAAACUCGCCUGAGACACCUGGCCAAGAUCACAAACCCUUCGGUCGGGCUUCCGUUCGACCGUGUUCUGCGCCUGGGGAGCCAGAGAAAGUGCAAGGAUCCAAGGGAUUACGUCUAUGGCAUUCUAGGGCUAGCUCCGAAGAAACUCGCAGCAAAGUUUCGGCCGAACUAUUCCAACUCGGUGAGCCAAGUGUACAUGGAGAUGACGCUGCUCUACUCCAACCACAUCCAGAGGCUGGAUAUCUUGCAGCGGGCGUACCAGUAUGGGCGAAUACUCAAUCUUCCGUCAUGGGUACCUGAUCUCACCGCUCGAUUGCCACGAAAGUUCCCAUGCAGUGGGCAGUUCUCGGCAGGGUUCUCCCGCGCUCAUUUCACAUUCGAGGCACCAGCCGCGCUUUCUGCUCUGGGGGUGCAGUGCGCCCGCGUCACCGCAGUGUCGAGCAAGCUUUCUUCAGGAGGCGAGACGGCUAGUAGCACGAUCCGAGCAUGGCAGCCCGAGAACAUAACGACCAUCCCCUACCCAAACAACGAGACGUUACAACGUGCUCAUCUCAUGACUCUCCGCAAGGGUAGGGUCCGAGAGCGCUGGGUUGGUUGGAGGAACAUAUACCCGUCUUUCGAAGACUGGGAGCUCGCGUGGCUACGCUUCACUCGGGGUGAAACCUUCAAGGGAACGAAUGAGAUUCCUACCACAGCGUCAGCAGCAGACCGUCUCAUCUGUGACGCCAUCAACUUAUGUAUCGGGCAUGCGUAUGUGCGGACAGAUACGGGAUAUGUCGGGACAGUUCCGUUGGACGCUGAGAUCGGCGACAUCAUAUGCGUGUUUCUGGGCUGUGACUUUCCAGUUCUACUCAGAGAAAAGGGACUGGGACGCUUUGUUGUCGUAGGAGAGUGCUUCGUCUUCGGUCUGUACGACGCCACUAGUGUUCUUGGCCCGCUCCCUGCGCCGUGGGAGGUGCAAAUGUUUAAGAGCUUUGGCAACCGCUAUAAGUACCGCUUUUACAACAGAGACACGAAGGAGCUCGUCCAAGAGGACCCGCGACUGGAGGGGACUGAUCUGGGAGAUUGGGAGAGGUUCGACCAUGAGCCCGAGCCCGAUGAUCCUCCGGUGUUUGAUUACUUUCGACACAAGAUAACGAACGAGGUCAUUAACUCGGAUCCAAGAAUGUUACCUGAUGCGUUGAACGCAAGGGGUGUGAAGCUGACCUGGUUCAUGUUGAUUUAGUUAGUGACGGCCCUGAUAUGGCAUUUGAACUAGUUACGCUCCGAAUCCAAAAAAGGGGUUUCGAUCCGGCGCAGAGACAGUGCUCACG
Mytilinidion resinicola is the source of this 1858-nucleotide messenger RNA. RefSeq lists its product as uncharacterized. The annotation marks the transcript as partial. Lineage: Eukaryota; Fungi; Ascomycota; Dothideomycetes; Mytilinidiales; Mytilinidiaceae. The record is from RefSeq and is a predicted model, not a curated record. Gene Ontology annotation, molecular function: protein binding. The transcript is spliced from 2 exons.